This is a messenger RNA of Dictyostelium purpureum, 1456 nucleotides long. RefSeq lists its product as uncharacterized. Gene Ontology annotation, cellular component: nucleus; transcription preinitiation complex. The coding region runs from base 1 to 1062 and encodes 353 amino acids. Gene Ontology annotation, biological process: transcription preinitiation complex assembly; transcription initiation at RNA polymerase II promoter. NCBI's taxonomy places the organism in Eukaryota, Evosea, Eumycetozoa, Dictyosteliales, Dictyosteliaceae. Gene Ontology annotation, molecular function: TBP-class protein binding; RNA polymerase II general transcription initiation factor activity. The transcript has a single exon. The record is from RefSeq and is a predicted model, not a curated record.
AUGACAUCAGUAGCCAAUCACCAAUUAAUUUCAACAGCCAAAACUAGUACUGCCGCCGCAGCAGCAGCAGCUAACUCAACAACAACAACAUCAACAUCAACAACACAAACUAAAAAGCCAUCAUUUUAUAAUAAACUAUGGUGUAAAAUUUGUAGAGUUAACGAUCCAGAUAUUAUAGAAGAUUAUGCUAAAGGUGAUUUAAUUUGUAGAGAGUGUGGUGUCGUAGUUGGUGACCGUAUUGUAGAUGAACAUUCAGAAUGGAGAACCUUUUCAAAUUCAGAGUCAACAGGUGCUGAUCCAAAUCGUGUUGGUGGUCCUAUCAAUCCAUUACUCCGUGACUCUGCACUUUCAACUACUAUUGGUAAAGGCUCCAGAGACUCUUCUUCAUUAAACCGUCUUCAAAAUAAAAGUGCACUUGGAACUGGUGAUCGUAAUCUUUUAGCAGCUUUCAAAGAGAUUGGUCGUAUGGCGGAUCAUAUGAAUCUUCCACAAACUGUACAGGAUCGUGCUAAUGAAUUGUUCAGAUUUAUGGAUGAUAAAAAGAGUACCAAAGGUCGUUCAGUAGACGGUAUGGUUGCAGCUGCUCUCUAUAUUGCAUGUCGACAAGAGCAUCUUUCUCGUACAUUCAAAGAAAUUGCUGCCCUUACCAAUGUACCAAAGAAAGAAAUUAGUAGAUGCUAUAAAAUUAUGAAAGAAACUUUCUCUAGUGUAUUGAAUCUUCAAACCAUUUCAACCGAAGAUUUCACUAGUCGUUUCUGCUCUACUCUUAAACUUCCAAUCGAAGUCAAAAAAAUCUCAGAACAUGUAUCAAAAACUGCUAUGGAUAUGGGUAUUGUAGCUGGUAAAUCUCCUAUCUCUGUUACAGCAGCUUCAAUUUAUAUGGUCUCCCAAUUAUUACCAAAUCCACAAGAUAAAAGAACCCAAAAACAAAUCGCCGAAAUUAGUGGUGUCUCUGAUGUUACAAUUAGAAAUGCUUAUAAAGAUCUUUAUGCUAAAAGAGAAGUAUUAAUUCCCCAAGAUUCUCCAUACUUUCAAUAUAUUAAUAGUUUACCAACAAAUUAAUAAUUUAAUUACUAUUAAUUUAAUAUAAUACUAUUGUUUUUAUAAAUAAUAAUAAUAUUUUUAUUUUUUUUUCACUCAAAUAUUAUUAUUUUUUUAAUUAAAAAAAAAAAACAAAAAAAAACAAAAAACAAAAAGCAAAAAAAAAAAUAUAUAACAAAAAACUAUUUAAAAAAAAGAAAUAAUAGGAGGGAAUCGCAAUGGGAACAAGAAAUUAUUUAAUCAAAUGUAUUUUUUAUAACAUACUAUUUUUUUUUUUUUUUUACAAAAAAAUCAAUAUAUAAUUUUAAAAUAACAGUAAUUUUAAACAUAAUAUUAAUAAAUAACAAUAUCGAUAUUUUUUUUUUAUUUCAUCUAAAAAAAAAAUUAAAUAAACUAAAUUACUUAUUAUUUUAUC